This is a messenger RNA of Prunus mume (Japanese apricot), 1511 nucleotides long. The record is from RefSeq and is a predicted model, not a curated record. Lineage: Eukaryota; Viridiplantae; Streptophyta; Magnoliopsida; Rosales; Rosaceae.
AUAAAAUAUUGUGGUAAAGAAAGAAUUUUGUAUACAAGACAAAAUCCUUCCAGCCAAUUAGGCGAAAGAUGUCUAUCAUUACAUGAAAAUACAUUUAAAAUUGAGUGGCUGAAUCUGGGAAAAAUCCCAAUGAAAAUGAUACAUUACCUAAACUUUUCAACACAUGUUCAUGUAACUAUACUCCAAUCUCUUCCAGCAAAUUAUAUAUAUUGAUACCUUAGAGCCUACGACAAACACAGAAAGAGAUGGAAGAUAAACAAAGAGAGUUAGGAGAAGAAGAGAAAGAAGAAGAACAUGCCAAAGUGGAAAUCUGGAAAUAUGUGUUCGGGUUUGUCGAAAUCGCGGUGGUAAAAUGUUCCAUUGAGCUUGGAAUAGCUGAUGCAAUUGAAAGCCAUGGCAGCCCCAUGACACUCCUAGAGCUAUCAUCUGCUCUAAGAUGUGAUCCUUCUCCCCUUUACCGCAUCAUGAGGGUCCUAGUCCACCUCAAAAUAUUCAAAGAAAAACCAGCAACCCAAUUAGGCCCCAAAGUUUAUGCACAAACACCUUUGUCCAAACGGCUAUUGAAAUCCGGAAAAAACAGCAUGGCUGCUUUCAUUUUGCUAGAGAGUAGCCCGGUAAUGCUGGCACCAUGGCAUGGCCUCAGUGCCCGAAUCCAAGGUGUUAGCAACCCGUCAUUCGAGGCAGUACAUGGAGAGGAUGUGUGGAGCUAUGCCGCGGCCAAUCCUAAUCACAGCAAGCUCAUCAAUGAAGCAAUGGCUUGUGAUGCAAGGGUGGCUGUGCCUGCUGUGCUUGAAAGCUGUUUAGAGGUGUUCAAAGGGCUCGAGACAAUUGUAGAUGUGGGUGGGGGUGACGGGACUACUUUGCGCUUGUUGGUCGAGGAGUGCCCUUGGAUUCGAGGCGUCAAUUUUGAUCUUCCUCAUGUUGUGUCUGUUGCUCAAGAGUGUGAUCGCAUUGAGAAUGUUGGGGGUGACAUGUUUGAUUGUGUUCCAAAGGCUGAUGCUGCAAUUAUCAUGUGGGUUCUUCAUGACUGGGGAGACGAUGAGUGCAUCCGUAUCCUUAAGAAGUGCAGGGAAGCUAUUCCGGAGGACAAAGGGAAGGUGAUAAUAGUAGAAGCUGUAAUUGAAGAAGACAAUGAAAAACAAGACAAGAAGCUAACAGAUGUGAGAUUGAUGCUAGAUAUGGUGAUGAUGGCCCAUACAAACACAGGCAAAGAAAGGACCCUGAAAGAAUGGGGAUAUGUUCUUGGUGAGGCUGGCUUUAGCCGACACACUAUUACUCCCAUUCAUGCUGUCCAAUCUGUUAUCCAAGCUUUUCCUUAAAAUUAUCGAACAAAGUUAACUAAGGAUGUGGAUUGGUAUUCUCAAAUUAGUGUUUUAUUGUAUUGCUCAGCUCUUAAAAUUGCAAUAAAAUGUGUGCAACGUGUUGUGGCUGCUAUAUCUUUGGAUAUAAGCAUGUUUUUCGUGCAAUAAAAUACUUCGGUUUUUUAAGAUGUGCAUACAUGUGAACUUCAA